AUGGCUCCCCAACAAGCUGCUGUCGGUAAAAACAUCCAAGUCGAAACAAGCGAAUUCGAGUCACCCUCCCAGACAUCACCGCCGUCUCCUUUGUUGGAACAGCGAGUUGAUCGACACGAUGCGGACUUGGUGUUCAUCAAGGACAUGCUCUACAAGAUCCUUCGAAACCAAACCCUUGGGGUCGUCUCCGAUUCCGUUCCUCCAGGGUUCAACAGUCCAGUCUCGGGUGUUCCACUUCCUCAGACGACGACACCGUUGAUGGGAUCUAGCAGUCAACCUACGGCGGGGAUUUUACCAAACCCAGAACAAGAAUCCCACCUAAAGCCAGCGACUUUACGCUUCUCUGUCCCACCACAGGAACAGCAGACCUAUACGCAGAGUUACACAUCGGAUUUUCCUAACCGUCAGAUGGAGCUACCGUUGUUCGAAGGUAAGAGUCCUGACGAUUGGCUCUUUAGGUUGGAAAAAUGCUUUGCUAGUAGAGGUACACCGGAGUAUGCAAAGAUAGAUCUUGCUAUAUCUUGUCUCACCGGAUCCUCAGUCACAUGGUGGCGUAUGGCGUAUGGUAGACAGAGGAUAGGGAGCUGGAAAUAUUUUAUGGAAAAAUUUAAGUUGCGAUUCAAACCCAGCAGAGGGUUGUCGGCCCUAGACCGGCUUAUGAGUAUUCACCAGAGAGGUAGCGUGGAAGAGUACCGUGAACAGUUUAAGGAGUCGGCUGUGGAACUGCCUCAUGUAACAUAUGACAUUUUGGAAUCAGCCUUCCUCCGAGGGUUGCGCAAGAGCAUACGAGAUCAAGUGGUGCGUUGCAGGCCUUUUGAUUUGGCAGAGAUAGUGGAUACCGCUAAAAUGAUUGAACAUCAGGAAGGGGAAAACACCAGUUUACAAUCUCGACAAACAGUGAGAUCCUUUUACUCACCCACACAUGGUCAAGCAACGAGUUCAUCACGACCAGCGGAUCAUUCUCAAGGCAAGCGUCCCAUGGAGAGUAGUAAAGAAGUCAAGAAAACCACUGGGGGAAACUCAAAUCCCUGUAGACAUUGUGGAGAUAGGUGGUUUCCUGGUCAUCAUUGUAGAACUCAGCAAAAGCUGAAGUGUGUAGAAGUCGCUGAGGAAGAUGAACAAUAUUGUGAUGCAGUCGAAGAACCACAAUCUCAAGAAGUGCAGGAAGCAGAUGUGGAAGAGAUACAGGAGUAUGAGGUACUAUCUCUUAGUUCCAUGUCAGGUCUAACCGAUGAAAAGUCAAUGAGAAUGAUGGGGAAGCUGGUGGACAGAGAUGUAGUGGUAUUGGUGGACUCUGGUGCCACUAGGAGUUUCGUAGACUAUGAGUUGGUGAAACAGUUGGGACUGCAAAUUUCAACUACACGUGCUUUUGGGGUACGAGUAGGAGGAGGAAAGAUCUUAAAGGGCAAGGGUCGUGUAUCUGGUACCUUGUUGGGAAUAAAAGGAGUUAAGAUAAUGGAGGAUUUGCUGGUUAUCGAGUUAGGAAGUACUAAUGUGGUGCUGGGAUAUUCGUGGUUGGCAACUCUGGGUGACACCCGGAUAAAUUGGCUGAACCGAACUCUUAGCUGGAAGAUUGGACCUCGUUGGGUUACCAUUGUGGGAGACCCUGCUCUGAGUAAAGAAUCGAUCUCAUUGCAUUCUAUGGAACGAGUCAUACAACACCAAGGAGAGGCUUAUCUGCUUGAGCUAACCACUCUAUUCGAUGGUAAGGAACCCCAAGACAGGAAGAUUCCUGAGGUGGCUGCAGUUCAGGACCUGGUCGCACAAUAUCCAACUGUUUUCGAGAUGCCUCAGAGUUUACCCUCUCCGAGAAACAGAGAACAUGCCAUUAACCUACAACCAGGUAAUGCUCCGAUCAACUUGCAUCCUUACAGAUAUUCGUUUAUUCAAAAUAACGAGAUAGAGAAGUUGGUUCAAGAGAUGUUGGAUGCUCAGAUUAUCAGACCAAGCGUGAGUUCGUAUUCAAGUCCAGUCCUAUUGGUGAAGAAAAAGGACGAGGGUGGCAUUUUUUUGUAG
Molecule: messenger RNA, 2016 nt
Organism: Camelina sativa (false flax)
Lineage: Eukaryota; Viridiplantae; Streptophyta; Magnoliopsida; Brassicales; Brassicaceae
Source: RefSeq, a predicted model, not a curated record